CUAGCGCCGCUAUCAGUCGUUUCUGAUUGGUUCGUAUUUGACCCUUGCGGCCAAUCAAUGCUUUUGUUUACAUGGUUCGUAGUUCGCACUCGCGGCCAAUCAAUGCUUUUGUUUACAAGCUUUUACUUCCGGGAGAACGGAAAGACGCUCUCGUUUACAAAUGAGAGACAUCAGUUCGAUUUUUCUCUCCUCAAGACCAUAGUUUGGAGAUCAACACGUCCAAAUAGCCACAGUUCUUUUUAUUUAUUUUGUAUCUCACGAUGGUGUACUUGGUGGCGAACGCGACAAGGUCGUCCGCGUCUUUACGCAAGUUGUGGGUGGCGUCGCGGGGGUGGGCUCCACUCAGCCGGAGCGCCCGCAGCAGGUGCUUUGACGCGAGCCUCCCCCCCGCGCCGCCGUCCCCCCCGGAGAGCGCCCCCUGCCGCCCGGAUCCCCGCGCUCCUCCUCCUCCCGCCCACUGCUGCAUGAGCGGCUGCCACAACUGCGUGUGGAUCGAGCACGCCGAGCAGCUGCUGGCCUUCUACAGCGACGACGGCGGCAGCGAGCGAGCGCUGGCCGCCGUCGAGGAGAACGUGCUGGACGACAACCUCAAGGCCUUCUUGAAGAUGGAGAUCCGACUCCUCAAAAAGACGUGAGCGCAGGCAGAACUUUCCGGCACGGAGACGGUUUUGGAUUUUGAGUCUGCGAGCAAGGCGGAUGUCGUCGGCACGCGGCGACGAGACGCCCGACGGCUCGUCAUCAAGUCUGGUCGCGAGGCGCCUCGACUCGUAAAGCUGGCGUGCGCGCGCGGUACUAUUGAUUGCAUCUGUCUCGUCAAUUAAACGGUGCCACAUCCAA
Molecule: messenger RNA, 837 nt
Organism: Syngnathus acus (greater pipefish)
Lineage: Eukaryota; Metazoa; Chordata; Actinopteri; Syngnathiformes; Syngnathidae
Gene: oxld1
Product: oxidoreductase-like domain containing 1
Exons: 3
Coding region: 261-635 (124 amino acids)
Cellular component (GO): mitochondrion
Source: RefSeq, a predicted model, not a curated record